AUGCACCGCAGCGGCGCCCGCUCCGCAGCCUCCGCGCACCGGGCGCCCGACGGCGGCCCGCGCUCCCGCUCCCGCCGCCGCUCCCGCUCCCGCUCCGGCUCGGCCUCGGCUCCGUGUCGCCGGCCCCGCCGCUCGCGCUCGCCCUCCGGCCCCCGCGCCGGCCGCCGCCGGAGCCCCCGCUCGCCGCCCCCGCGGGCCCGCCGCCCCUUCGCGCCCGGCACGUCGGCGCCGCGAGGCAGCAGGGACGCCCGCGACCCCCGGGUAAUGGAUGCCGCGCGGAGGCUCGGACUCGCAGGCGCACGGACACACAGCACACGCACGCACCCUGCCCAGUGCCACCCCAUGGGCCCGGCCCGCCCUGCCCACUGGCUCGGGGGAGCAGGACUCGCCCGCAGGACCCCCCCACAGGACGGACCCUCCGGACAGCCUCUGGCCGGGCCUGGCCCCGGACUUCGGCCCUCGAGGCGACGCUCUCGACUAGCGGGACCGCCCAGAGCGCAGCGGGCCGGGCCGGGCCGGGGGGACGCCCGCUACUUCGCUUCCUCGCAUUGGCGUCCAGACUUUGAUUUCAGAAGAUCUCCUGGUCUGCAUUCUAAUUCUUCAGGACAGAGCUUAAGAAUCACUGUUGGCGACGACCACUUCUCUGAACAGCAUCGGUUUAGUGAUCGGCUGGGGUCACCUGUGGAUGGUCUGGAGGAUGUGCACAGGGAUGACCUGAAUAAGGAGUCUGUCUUCCCAAGAAGAUCCCAAUGUUCUCGAGGUCUUGACCGAUACAUUUCCCGAGAAGAGCGACCUCUCAGUCCCUUCUUGGGACACUUGGAUGAGGACUAUCAUAAACGAGACACUUUCUUGCAUCGUUCUAAUUAUAGUCUACAUGUUAGCAAUAAUGAUGAUCUGCUGCAUGGAACAGAAUGGAAUAGAGACAAACUGAAAGGUUCUUAUUGUACACGAGGUGAUGAAAAGAGCCGGGAGUCCAAACGGCCCCGCUAUGAUGACACAGAGAAGUUACAUAGUAUGCAUGAUGAUUACUCAAGUUUUAGUUCUGGGACACGAAACUAUAGACAUCGUCGAAGAAGCCCUAGUCCUAGGUUUCUAGAUCCUGAGUUUCGAGAAUUGGACCUUGCAAGACGAAAACGAGAGGAAGAAGAACGAAAUAGGAACUUGAAUCAGGAUCUGGUGGGAGUUGAUGAUGGUGCCACUAACUGUCCCAUCCCUGGAUUGUCAGGUGUCCCACCAUCAUUGGAGCCAGGAUAUUCUUCACAUCGGCCUGAGGACGUAUCUGUGAUGCCCAAGAAAUCCAUUCUCAAGAAGCGAAUUGAGUUGGAUAUGGAGCCUCCCACACAGCUUGAGAAUUUUCCCUGCAAUACCAGUUCCGGCGAGGAUCCGUCUCUCUACUCUAGACAUCCAUCUCUUCCACUAAGUGGCGCUAUUACUACUUUUGCCGCAGAGAUUGACAAUAACAAGGGGACUGUGAUAGACACUGCCCUGAAGGAACCUCAGAACAACCUCUACCAAAGGGGUCCCCUUCCUGAAUUAUCCAAAGAUAACAGUCCCCUCAGAGAGAAAUAUGGAAGUUUUCUCAGCCAUAAAGAGAAAUUGGAAAUGAAGGCCGAUGGUCCUGAGCAACAUACAGACUUCUUGCUCCCUCAUGAGAGAGCCAGUCAGGAUGGCAGUGGUUUUUCUCGUAUUCUGAGUAUGUUGGCAGAUUCUACCAGCACACAGGGAAAAAGGCGAUGUAGUUUCCCUGACAUUGAAGAUGAGGAGAGAUUUCUCUAUGGGGAUGAAGAAGAGGACUUAAAGCCAGAAUCGCCACCAAAGCCCCUUGGAGGCUCUCAGAGUGAAGUUCUGAGACAGAAGGCAAGUUGUGUGACCUCCUUAGCUCCAACUGUUAAGCGAGAAUCGGUAGAAGAGACCAAUCCGGAGUAUGCCAAGGUUCAUGACUUGCUUAAGACCAUAGGAUUGGAUAUCGGGGUGGCAGAGAUUAGCAAACUGGCUGUACGCACCCAGGAACGACUUCAUGGCAAGAAGCCCUCACGUUCCCUAGCUGAUCGUCGUUCUUCAGUUGACCGACACUUUUCAGCUGUAGACCGCUGUUCUUCAGUUGAUCAGCCCUCCUUGGAUCGUCAUAGACUGGAGAGUAGGGAAGAGCUCAAUAAUAAUUUGACUCAAGUCCCAGAACUAUCCCAUCCACGUUCAGUCUCUGUGGACCCUCCAUUCCUCAAGUCUGAUUAUGCAGCAGGCCAGAUUGCCAGACCAGAGGUAGUUGGCAGUGGGUUUCAGCCGUCUGCUUCAGUUAGGUGCUUAUUGCCAUUAGCGCCAUCCACCUCAGUUAGACUUACUCACCCUGCUUCUUUAACACAGUUUCACAUGCCAAGAGCUUCUCAUUUUGUUUCAACCCGGAUACCUCCAAACUACCAGGGACCUGCUCUUCCCCCUUCCUCCUUUGAUGCCUACAGGCACUACAUGGCAUAUGCAGCUUCAAGGUGGCCCCUGUACGCUACUUCGCAACAGUCAAACCGCUCUCUAACUGAACAACACAGGAUAAUGCCAGUUUCCAGACAAACAACUCGUAGUCGACCCAAUCUUCGUGUGAUCCCCACUGUAACUCCUGAUAAACCUGAACAAGAGACAUCACUGCUAGGUCCAGUUCCUAUUACCCCUGUGCCAGCCCAGGUGUCUAUCCCACCACUCAUGAAGUAUAAUCCAGAGAAGAUCUCUGACGAGAAGAACCGUGCUUCCCAGAAACAGAAGGUUAUUGAAGAGAGAGAAAAGCUAAAGAAUGACCAGGAAGCUCGCCAAAAAAAGAUGUGUUACCUUAAGACUGAACUGGAGAGGCUUCAUAAACAGCAAGGGGAAAUGCUGCGCAAGAAACGAAGGGAAAAGGAUGGCCACAAAGACCCACUCCUGGUGGAAGUGAGUCGACUUCAAGAUAACAUUAUGAAGGACAUCUCACAGCUUCAACAGGAGUCAGAAGAGGCAGAAAAGAAGCAAUCUGAACUUGACAAAGUCGCUCAGAUCUUGGGAAUUAACAUUUUGGAUAAAUCAGAGAAGUCUUCAAGUGACAAUAAAGAGCCUCUGGAGAAGCCUGAGGAAGCUGAUAAAUCUAAGACUCCAGAAAAAGCGUCAUCUUCAAUUUCUUCUUCCAAUAUCAAGGAAUCAAAGCCAAGUAAUGAAAAUUCAUCUGUAAGCCCACAGCCACUGGCCAACCAGCCCGAUCAGCCUAUUGCUACUUACGAGUAUUAUGAUGCUGGUAAUCACUGGUGCAGAGACUGCAAUACCAUCUGUGGGACCAUGUUUGACUUCUUCACUCAUAUGCACAACAAGAUCCACACAAAGACACUGGAUCCUUACAACAGACCUUGGGCUUCAAAGACCCACAGUGAGGCCAAGCCAGAUGCUGUAAAGCACACUGACAAGAUUACUAUUCCUGCCAAAGGCUCCGAGUUUCUGUUUCCCAUCAAUGGAUAUUAUUGUCAGCUCUGUGAGGAAUUUUUGGGGGAUUCAUUUUCUGGAGAGCAACAUGUGAAGAGUCUUCAACACAAUGAGAAAUAUAAGAACUACGUGGAUGAAAACCCAUUGUAUGAGGAAGAGCGAAAUCUGGACCACCAAGCUGGAUUAGCGGUAGCCCUGAAGAGAGCAAGGCGACGUCAGAAUAAGCUUAAACGCAGACUUAGUGAGAAAACAAAGGAAGAGAAGAAAGAAAAAAAGGCAAAGAUUAUGAAAGAUGUAAGCGAGGAUGACAAGAUCUGUGAGGAAUUAGAUGACCAUUUAUUUGAGGAUAAGAACGGUAGUGAAAAAAAUGUCUGUAAAAAGAAGCCUAGCAUCAAACUCCAAUUAAAAGAAGAGUUAAAGAAAGAUUCACCAACCUCUUCCUCUUUUGGGAAAUUCAGCUGGAAGAAAUCAGAAAAAGAGGAGGAAAACAGUGCAGCAGUGACACUAAGUAUUCCCAAGGAAGAGACUGUGGAAAGCAGUAAGGAUAAAGAGGAUAGCAAAGCUGAAACUGGGAAGGCGAAACUCAUUAAAAUCAGGCUUUCUGGGAAAACAGUUGUGGCACAUACUAGCCCUUGGACACCUGUUGUGACCACUUCAGCUCAGACUAAGAUUCGACCCAAUCUGCCUAUCCCAUCCACAGUGCUCCGUAAGUCCAGCUCAGCCACAAUGAGCAAACCAGCUCCUCUUAAUACUUUUCUCUCAAUCAAGUCCUCUGGAACCACUGCUAAGCCUCUACCAGUUGUUAAAGAGUCAUCACCUGAACAACUUCUACCUCCCGAUAUCAUCUCCAAAGCAUUUGGAGGGGAAGAGGUGCUUCUAAAAGGGUCUCCAGAGGAAAAAAAGGUACUGGCUGAAAAGAAAGAGCCAUCCCAUAUGCCAGAACAAAUACUACCGCCCCCACCGCCGCCGCCACCACCACCACCUCCUCCUCCACUCCCCACAGUUACACCUCAUCUAGCUGCUCCAACUUCUACUCAAGUAGAUGCUACCUUGACUCCAACACAGUCAAGCCCAGCUGUCUCUCAGCCUCUCAGCCCUGACUUCCUGGAUCUUAACAUUUUGAACAGUGUGUUGCCAGUAGCUAUCAUGGCUUCAGCACAGCCAGCUGCUAUACCUUCUGAUGAAACAGCUCCUGGGGUAAGUGAGAAUGAUAAAGACCAGGCUGUGUUUUCUGUGUUAGUUCGCCCUCCACCUCCCCUCUCAAGUGUGUUCAGUGAACAAGCGAAAAAAUUGGAAAAGCGAAAUUCAUGCCUAGCCACAGCCAAUGCUAAAGAUUUGUAUGACAUAUUCUACAGUAGUGGUGGAAAGGGGACAACAGAGACUAAACUGAGUAGUGGUUCAUUGGCCAAUGGGGAAAACCCCAACCUCUUAAAAGUUGGAAAUUCAGAUACUUCUGCCAUUUCUACUUUGAAUAGCUGUAUAUCCCAAGAGAAGUUCACUCCAGAUGAAAGUUUGGACUCUGUUCCUUUAGUCAGCAAACAUGAAAAAUCUGUUAAAAAAACAACAUUGGUAUCUUUAGAGAAAUGGUCAGUUGUAGAACACAUAGACCCAAACAGCAAAGAUAGUAGAUAUAGGUUUCUACAACCUCUGACAAGGUUGUGCCAAAGCAGGUCUUAUGAAGCUGUUGCCCAAACGACAGACACUAUGGCCAUUUGGACUUCUAGCUCAUUCGAGAAUGAUGCUAGUAGGGAUGUAUCUCCAGAGGUAAAAAAUGAGCUUGACGUUGGAGCACCAGGGCCACCAGAUACAGAACCAGCCCAUCAGCUCUUGGACAUUCAUUCUCAUACCAUGGAAUCUCAGAAGCUGGUAGAAGCCCACCUUCUGAAAUCUGGUGACCAGGAUGAAAAACGCCAAGAGCUCCAGAAAUCUAAAGAUUAUAGAGAAAAUGAGGAAAAGACAAACACUGUACUAAAAGAAAGAGGACAAAGGCCUUCUGAGAGGAUUAUAGGAGAGGGAACUGGAAUUAAUAUUGGCCCCAAUAACACAGCAGACUCUAAUUUGAACCAUGAGAAAAAAUACGUGUCAGAAAGAGAAGCACAAGUGACUGACAAAAAGGCUGAGCAGUCCAAGACACUAAUGACAGGAAGCAAAAUUCAAAGUAGUGUAAGAAUUGAAUUGACUGCACAAACUCUCUCUUCAUCACAGGUAAAAAUAGAUUCAUUUCCAUCAGAAACUAGAUCUUUACUCCAGAACCCACAAGAUAAAGUUUUAAAAAGUCUUGCCCCAGAAUUACUUCUUCAAUCCUCAGCCAAACCACCUACAUGUUUAAUAGAUCAUAUAAAAGAAAAGGGAGUUUCAGCUAAUAUAGAAUGGCCAGAAAAUUCACUUCUAGAACCAGCUUCUAAAAUCUCCAGAUAUAAAAGUCUUAAACUCAAAAAAGAAAGAUCAAAAGGUUUUCAGGGUAAAAUGAUGCAUGAACUGACUGUUUCAGAAGAGAAGAGGAAGAAGCCAGAAAUUUGGGGAUGUCCAGAGAAAUCAGAAGCAGAAGCCCUGGAACUACAAGGUAUCCAUCCAGAAUUAACAGUGACGGUAGAAGGAAAACCUUUAGAAAACUCUGAAAUCACAGACUUAAAAGUGAAAGAACUUGCUGCCCUGAGAAAUCUGGGGAAUGUGGGUAUCGAUUUUCACAAUACUCAAGUAGAAAACACAACACAUAAAUCCUCAACUUCCCUGUCUCAGAAAAUAUGUGAAGAAAAUUCUCCAUCUUAUGUAGGACACAAUCCUAACACUCUCACUGACUUUGAAUCCAUCCCAUCCUUUUCUGCGUUUCACUCAGACUCUCCUAAAACCCUGGUCCUUAACAUUGGAACAGAGGGUGAACAAAACUCAUCUAAUCCCAGAAAUGGGAGGAUCACCCGUAACAUUUUGAAAACUGCACUUCCUAUAGAAAAUGUUGACCUUGACUUGGGGAGACUGGAAGGAACCCACCAGGCCUUUGAUUUGUUAGCAGGAGGAAUGAUGCCCAAGGAGGAAGAAGGAACUGAAGCAAAGAAACAAGAUUCAUUCAGACUGAAAUCCCAAACAAUGAGUUCUCCUUGCCUUCCGGACCUUGUUGACUUUGUUACCAGAACAUCUGUGGUUCAGAAAGAAAAGAUCUGUUCUCUCUCAGAACCAGGUGGCCCUCCUGAAUGUAAUUCCCCAGAGAAUGCAUCUGUCAGACAGGUAACAAUGCCUCAAGUUGAUGCAGUUGAUGACAGCCAUUUGAAUAUGGGAGAAUGUCUGGCUUCAACCUCUCCUACGAGACAGCAGGUUGUUAGAAGCAAUAUGUUCCCUCGUGAUACACCUGUCCAGGGAGCUACAGUUGAUGCUAUUCAGGACUACGAAGAACCCAGUGUUCAUAAAUAAGAAUGCACAUCCAGAACAGCUUGUGGGUGAAUCAGUGGCUUCUAGACUCUGGCACCCAGAUGAUGCAGGUCGCUCUCAUCUGGACCCUACAGGCAAUAUCCUCCGCUUCGUACAGUGAAUGCUCAUGGAAGUCUUCUUCCCUUUUUGUGUUUUCCCCAUGUCUCCUUAAAAUAUCAGAGAAAUGACUAAUAACUACUUCUAUACAUAUCUGUAAAAAUAUCUUAUGUUAAAAUGUUUUAUUGCCGAUUUUGUCAUUAAAAUCAAAUGUCUAUCUGGUUCACCAUCUAGUGUGCUUUGAUUGUAUUUUGACUUUGCUUCUGCCGUUCUGGAAUGUGGGGGAGGAGAGGAACAGUUGGUUUCUUCAAUUGCUAUGUUGUAUUCCCACCCAAUUUUGUGGGCAACUGAUGGAUCUAGGAGAAACACCAGAAAGCUGGCUAAAAUUGAAAACUGCUGAUGAACGAUUGUUCAUCUCUUGGGCUUCUGUUUGGAUGGGCCUGCCUUAAUAUUUUGAAGUACAGUGUGAGUAGCUCUUUCAUAUACUGUUUGUGGGACAUCAACUAUACUCCGUUGUCUUCGCUUGAGACACAAACCUGUCUGGAAGUCGUUCAUAAACACCAUAAAAUCUAGCAGGCUCACUUUGGAAGACAACAAAUUGGUAAGACAUAAAAUUGCUCAGUUGCUAGAAGCAUAUAGGCUUCUUGGCUCACUUUUAAUUUUGAAAUGGCCUUUGUUAUGUCUGUCAAGACUUUGUCUAAUUGUUUAGUAACUGUUGUAAAGAGGUAGAGUUUUAAAACUAGGUUUGGGAUUGAACUCAUUCUGUUUUUUCACUAAUUGACUACAUGCAAGGACAUAAUUCAUAUAUCUUUCUACCUCUCUGUUCCCAGAUUUUUUAACCAUAAUGUGAUAUUAUGAGUUGUACACUUUGUUUAAAAGAUUAAAGAGUUUAUAAGUUGGUUUGGACAAGUUUAACUUUAUUUUUUUAAUGUGUCAAUUGCUUGCAAUAAAUGCAUUAAUCUCA
Suncus etruscus (white-toothed pygmy shrew) is the source of this 7855-nucleotide messenger RNA. RefSeq names its product zinc finger protein 318 (gene ZNF318). Gene Ontology annotation, biological process: positive regulation of DNA-templated transcription; negative regulation of DNA-templated transcription. The transcript has 10 exons. Gene Ontology annotation, cellular component: nucleoplasm. The record is from RefSeq and is a predicted model, not a curated record. NCBI's taxonomy places the organism in Eukaryota, Metazoa, Chordata, Mammalia, Eulipotyphla, Soricidae. Bases 1 to 6837 code for a protein of 2278 amino acids. Gene Ontology annotation, molecular function: zinc ion binding; nucleic acid binding.